UCUUUUAAAUCCCGUGAGAGGUGGUAAGAUGUCAAGAUCCAUUUUCUAAUUCCCCGGACCUCCAUAUUCAUACCACCCCCGUCGGUUGCAGGCUUGAAAGAUACGAAUUUUGAGAAGAAUGAGUGAUCUGAUUUCCACUGCCGAUCCUACUCCAGGAUCGGAAUCAAAGAGCGGUUUUGACACUGCCCGAAUCGCCGAAGUUAAAGCCUGGCUCGCUUCCCAAUUUGAUGCCGCCGGCAAGGACGUUCCGGAAUUCGAAUACACUCCUCGAAGUGUCGCUCAUUUGCAUUCUAUUGGCACUGCCUCCCAAGCCAAGUCCCAGGCCGCCGGAAUCCUUGCCGCCGAUCUCCGACAGAAAGCUCAAGAAUACCGUUCCCAAGCUGCGAGAAUCAGGGAGAUAUUGGAGAGUGCGGGAUUGGCACAAGAGAGUUUGUCGUCGAAUAUUGUUGCAUCAGCACAGGUUCUUGCGAAUGUGGCAAAUUUGUUAAAUAUAAGAGACACAGAAAUGAGUAGUUUUCUUGUAGCAAUGGCGGAUAUUUCUUUGAGGAAGACGGGGGUAGAGGAGAAGAGGGCUAAAGUACAGAAAGAAUCCAAAGUGCUCCUUGACUAUACUCGGAAGGCGAUUGCAAGGCUAACUUAUUUGAAAAGAACGCUUGCACAAUUGGAAGAUGAUGUACCUGCCUGUGAGGCUCAAAUGCUUCAGUGGAAGACAAAUUUGGCAAUUAUGGCAUCGAAAGAGCGGCAAUACUUGCAACAAUAUUCUAAUUAUGGGGCAUUAUUGAAUCGUGUGGGCUACACCCCAGAGAUUAGCCAUGGGGUUUUGGUUGAAAUGGCUGAACAUAAGAAGGAGUUGGAGAAGAUGACAAAGCCUAUCAUGGAUACCUUGAGAAGCUACCAAGAUUUGCCUCCUGAUAAAGCAUUAGCUGCUUUAGCUAUUGAGGAUAAAAGAAGGCAAUAUGCUGCUGCAGAGAAAUACCUUGAAGAAAUUCUACAUUCAGCUCUGGCUACUACAGAAUGAUGUUUUGGUAGACAUACUCUUAUUUAGUGGUGGUGCAUCAAUUCCAUGUAUGCAUUUUUUUAUAUGAACUCAAUAUGGUUUUGUAGCUACUAGUGAGUUUAUCUUUAUUGCAAUAGAGGUGCUUUUGUAGAUAAUGAUGAUUGAUGAGACAGUUACAUAACUUCAACAUAUAGAAGCAGAACAUAUGCAAGAGUGUAUUCACCCAAUGGGCCUUAAACUUUUGAUUCAGUAUGAAUUUACAAAGCCAUUUUGAAUUUUCUUUUA
Molecule: messenger RNA, 1282 nt
Organism: Nelumbo nucifera (sacred lotus)
Lineage: Eukaryota; Viridiplantae; Streptophyta; Magnoliopsida; Proteales; Nelumbonaceae
Product: AUGMIN subunit 1-like
Biological process (GO): spindle assembly
Cellular component (GO): HAUS complex; cytosol
Source: RefSeq, a predicted model, not a curated record